GUCCGGGUAACCCACCGACCCGCUUUCCAGCGUCGUCAACCAACCCGCGCCCGGCCGAACCGACCACUCGUCAUUGCAUCCACCACCUCCGAACUCAGAACCACCACCAAAAUGGCCGGCGACCACGGAAAACCAACUCUCCACGAAGACCCCGCCUUCGUCCGCUAUGCCACUCUGAAUACGAACCGCUACCGCUACUUCCGCUGGACUCCCCGUACCGCCAAGUUUACAUUCCUAUAUGUCGCCGUUAUACCCACUGUCCUUGGGUACUUAGCGUUUGCUACUGAUGGCAAAUGGGAGUUCCGCGGAAAGAAGAGGGGUGAUCCCAUCAGGGAGUUCUAGAGCGCGCGAUAAGGGUAGAUUGGUGGAGGUGGGGGGUGCGCUGAAGGCAACAUACGGUGCAUACGGUACAUACAGCUGCUGUCAUGAAUUGGGUGCAAUUGCAAGCGCGCGCUGUAAAUUGAUCAUCCAACUGAAAUA
This is a messenger RNA of Tricharina praecox, 480 nucleotides long. RefSeq lists its product as uncharacterized. The coding region runs from base 112 to 342 and encodes 76 amino acids. The record is from RefSeq and is a predicted model, not a curated record. The transcript is spliced from 4 exons. NCBI's taxonomy places the organism in Eukaryota, Fungi, Ascomycota, Pezizomycetes, Pezizales, Pyronemataceae.